This is a messenger RNA of Ipomoea nil (Japanese morning glory), 2127 nucleotides long. Its product is annotated as importin subunit alpha-4. Gene Ontology annotation, molecular function: nuclear import signal receptor activity; protein binding. The record is from RefSeq and is a predicted model, not a curated record. The transcript is spliced from 10 exons. Gene Ontology annotation, biological process: NLS-bearing protein import into nucleus. Lineage: Eukaryota; Viridiplantae; Streptophyta; Magnoliopsida; Solanales; Convolvulaceae. Gene Ontology annotation, cellular component: cytoplasm; nucleus. Bases 226 to 1839 code for a protein of 537 amino acids.
CAGAUUCAAUGUAAAAGACCAGAUCGGAAAAGACCAAAAUUAAGCAGUCCCAUACCCUCCGUGUCUUCAGUGUGAAGACCACAAAACCAAAUCACAAGUUUAAUACUAACUACGUUUUUCAGUCAACCAAAUCUCGUAACACAAACUCUGCCCUCUCACUCACUCUAUCUAUCUUCGACAUUUCGUCGAACACUUGCACGGCGGGUGUGAAAACAAAAAAAAAAAAUGUCUUUGCGGCCAAGCACCCGGGCGGAUGCCCGGAAGAAGUCGUACAAAACUGGGGUGGAUGCGGACGAGGCGCGGCGGCGGAGGGAAGACAACAUGGUGGAGAUCAGGAAGAGCAAGCGCGAGGACAACCUGCUUAAGAAGCGCCGCGAGGGCCUUCUCCUUCAGUCCCAACAACAACAACUCCCCCCCGACGCUACUCAAUCCGCCGCCGCUAUAGAGAAACGGCUGGAAAGUAUACCAUUGAUGGUCCAAGGGGUAUGGUCUGACGAUCCAUCUGUACAGAUUGAUGCAACUACGCAAUUCAGGAAGCUGUUGUCCAUUGAACGGAGCCCGCCAAUUGAUGAGGUCAUUAGAGCUGGAGUUGUCCCACGCUUUGUACAGUUUCUUGGGAGGCAGGACCUACCCCAAUUGCAAUUCGAAGCUGCUUGGGCUUUGACAAAUGUUGCAUCUGGGACAUCGGAGCAUACACGAGUUGUCAUUGAUCAGGGUGCUGUCCCUAUGUUUGUACAGCUUCUUAGUUCACCCAGUGACGAUGUCCGUGAGCAGGCAGUCUGGGCUUUGGGUAAUGUUGCUGGUGAUUCCCCAACCUGUAGGGAUUUGGUUCUCAGUCAAGGUGCACUCUUGCCAUUGCUAGCUCAGUUAAAUGAGAAUUCAAAGCUUUCUAUGCUCAGAAAUGCUACCUGGACUUUAUCGAACUUCUGUCGAGGCAAGCCAGCAACACCAUUUGCACAGGUCAAACCUGCUUUGCCAGUGCUUCAGCAACUUAUCCAUUUGAAUGAUGAAGAAGUUCUGACAGAUGCUUGUUGGGCUCUUUCUUAUCUAUCUGAUGGUCCCAAUGAAAAAAUACAAGCUGUAAUUGAGGCAGGUGUUUGUCCAAGACUUGUAGAGCUUCUGCUUCAUCCUUCACCUUCAGUUCUCAUACCUGCUCUUCGAACAGUGGGGAAUAUUGUCACUGGUGAUGAUGCUCAAACACAGUAUGUGAUUGACAACCAAGUCCUCACAUGUCUUUAUCGGCUCCUUACUGAAAAUCACAAGAAGAGCAUCAAGAAAGAAGCUUGUUGGACAAUCUCUAAUAUCACUGCUGGAAAUAAAGAUCAAAUAAAGGCUGUUAUUGAGUCAAAUAUUAUUCUUCCUUUGGUGUGCCUCCUUCAACAUGCAGAAUUUGACAUCAAGAAAGAGGCUGCUUGGGCCAUAUCAAAUGCCACAUCUGGAGGAUCCAAUGAACAGAUUAGGUUCUUGGCCAGUCAAGGUUGCGUUAAGCCACUUUGUGAUCUCCUGAUAUGCCCUGAUCCAAGAAUUGUUACGGUAUGCCUUGAGGGGCUUGAGAACAUUCUAAAGGUAGGUGAGGCGGACAAAAAAUUGGGAAUGAAUGAUGGCAUCAAUAUUUAUGCACAAAUGAUUGAUGAAUGCGAAGGUUUGGACAAGCUUGAGAAUCUCCAAACUCAUGACAACAAUGAGAUUUAUGAAAAGGCUGUGAAAAUCUUGGAGAAAUACUGGGGUGACGAAGACGAAGAGCCAAAUCUUCCUGAUGGCGUUGAUGAAAAUCAGCAGGGUUUUACCUUUGGGAACAGCCAGCCUAAUGUCCCUGAGGGUGGCUUCAAAUUUGGGUAGUAAGGGGAGAGAUGCAGCAGCAGCAGCAGGAGGAGGUUUGGCUUUCUUUCUACUUGGUUAGCAAAUUUGUAGUUGGCAAAAGUUUCUGGUUGGUUGCCCAAAGGUUGUUUUAUUGCUGGAAUUUUUACAAUUUAAUGCUUUUGUUUAAUUUGUUUUCUUCUCCUUUUUUAUUUGUUUGUUUUUUUUGUUGAUUUUCUUUUGGGUACUUGGCAUCAAAGAAUUAUUUAUGGGAUUGGUUUUGGUUUUGUGUGAAAAGUGAAAUGAUAUGCUUUUAGUUCUGAGUCAUAA